Quercus lobata is the source of this 863-nucleotide messenger RNA. RefSeq names its product Vacuolar protein sorting 55 (VPS55) family protein. Gene Ontology annotation, biological process: late endosome to vacuole transport via multivesicular body sorting pathway. The record is from RefSeq and is a predicted model, not a curated record. Bases 270 to 611 code for a protein of 113 amino acids. The transcript is spliced from 5 exons. Lineage: Eukaryota; Viridiplantae; Streptophyta; Magnoliopsida; Fagales; Fagaceae. Gene Ontology annotation, cellular component: endosome.
GCACCCCUCGAUCACUCACACAACUCAUUAAUUCUACUACUUUUAUGGUUUCAAUUUUUGUUGUUCUCAAAAUUGAAUUGGACAUUAGGGUUUUGGCUGCUAAUAAUAUCUGGGAUUAUGGAGGAUAGGUUAAUUUUUGUUGGGUACUAAUAAUUUUUUUUUUUUGCUGUGCAUUUGUAAUUUUGGUUGUGGUGCGUGGAUGUGCUGGGAUUGCUGAAUGGUUCUUGUUCUUGUUCUUGUUCUAUGCAGUGCUUGCUGGGCUUGCUUUUAUGUUUUCAUCUAGCAUCUUGUUACAGAUUCUGGCUUGUGCAAUAUACAGCAAUUGGUGGCCCAUGUUAUCAGCUCUCAUGUAUGUGCUGGUGCCUAUGCCUUGCUUAUUCUUUGGAGGUGGUUCCACUCAGUUUCUGACUAGCCGGGAUGGUGGGGGUUGGAUAGAUGCUGCUAAAUUUAUGACUGGAGCAUCAGCUGUGGGGAGCAUUGCGAUUCCUAUUAUCCUUAGACAUGCUCAUAUGAUUGAGACAGGAGCUAUGCUUAUCGAGUUCACAUCCUUCUUCAUUUUUGCUUGCACUGUCAUGUGUUUCCACCGAGCUAGUCUUGAAGAAGACUGGUGAUAAACAUCAAACAUGGUGCUGAACACUUACCCCAGUGAUCAUGUAAAAAUUAUGGCGUAAAUACAUGGGCAAAGAUAGAAAAAAUUUCCUUUGUAAAAUCUGUUCAAUGUACAAGGCAGUUCAAUCAACUUGUGUUUUGCUUUAAUCCCUCACUACUUUGUUUCUUAUCGACAGUGGAGUUGUGUUUGAUAUGUAAUUUUUGCCUUUUAACCUUGUGAUAUAUAAAAUUUAAGGGCUUUAUUUUGUUAUAAA